Messenger RNA from Lolium perenne, 2013 nucleotides. RefSeq names its product F-box/FBD/LRR-repeat protein At3g26920. Gene Ontology annotation, molecular function: protein binding. NCBI's taxonomy places the organism in Eukaryota, Viridiplantae, Streptophyta, Magnoliopsida, Poales, Poaceae. The record is from RefSeq and is a predicted model, not a curated record.
CUCCUCUAAAAAAAAAUACUCCUCUGUCGUCGUGUUCCUCUGUUUUUCGGACUCACCCUCAGCUUCCCAGUUCAUGUUCAUGAGAUCUCAUCACCUCUGUAUCGAAUUGUAUCCGGAAUCCUUGUUCAUUGAGUCGUCUAACAUGUAGAGGGCUGCGACUCUGUCUCCGUAUUCCCAAACGCAUCGGUUUGCUUCCGGAUCUUUUUGCUCUGAAAAGGGGGAAAAAACAGGGGGUCGACUCUGUUGUGUUUUCAGCUCAAAUUCUCGAUCUGGGAGCUCCUGAGGUCCCUUAUCCCGAGUUCCCGACCCGCAGCUGUAGUGGCAAUCCAUACCUCUACUCCAUGUCCAGCACGGCGUUAAAUUGGGCGCACAACGCCGUCGGACUAAUCGACAAGAUAGUGUAUCAAUGGUUUCAGCAACUGAAACAAUUCUUGCAAGCCUGCCAACAGAUUUAUAUUAUCUCUCAGGGUGCCCAAAACAUGAGACAAGACCUUGUGCUUGAACUUCCACAGGACAUCUUACAUCAUAUACAUUCCCUCCUGCCGCUGAAGGAUGCUGCUCGUGCCGCCUGUGUAUCUCAUGCUUUUUUGCAUUCCUGGAGAUGCUAUUCCACCCUCACACUCAGCAAAGAAACACUUGGGUUGACUCACGAGAAAUUGGGGUGGUUUAAGGAAAUAGAAAUCCAUCUCAUCGACAAAGUUGACCGCAUUCUUAAUAACCAUCGUGGCACUGUGCUCAAGACUCUUAAACUUGAUCUUUUCAUUUGUGACAACAUUAGCACCUCCUACUUGGACAGGUGGCUCCAAACAUCUGUUAAACCUGGGAUCGAGGAAGUAAGCUUGGUGGUGUCAACUUUCAUGGAGAAAGACUACAACUUCCCCUGUUCGAUUUUGUCCGAUGCGAUAGCUGCAAGAUCAAUUCAGUCUCUUCACCUCCACGGUUGCACUUUCCAUCCCACAGUAACACUUGGCUGGUUGAGGAGAUUGGGAACUUUACAACUGUAUUUUCUCAAAAUUAAUGACGAGGGAUUAGGGCACCUGCUUUCUAAAUCUCUCGCCCUGGAACAGUUGGAAAUCUGUUGUUGUGACGAGAUAACUUGCUUUAAGAUGCCUUGUAAGCUGCAGCAGCUCAAGUUCCUUAGAGUUGCGAGAUGCGACAUGAUCCAGUUGGUAGAGAUCAAUGCUCCAAAGCUCUCCUCGUUUCAGUAUGAGGGAACCCAGGUAGAGAUCAAUGUCAUAGACUCCACACAACUUAAGGAUGUAGAAUUGUUACAUGACAAACCAUUUGGCACUCUCUGUUCUGCAUAUGCCAAGCUCACAACCAUUGCGCCAAAUGUUAGGAGCCUUGCCCUGCGUUCUCGUAAUGAGGAAUUCAACAUGCCCGUGCUGCCUGUGAAGCUCCUUCACCUCAAGAAGAUGGAAAUCACCCUCUUUAGAUCAGUAUCGGCCUUAUGGCCCAGCUGUGAUUUCUUUUCGCUGAUUCCUUAUCUUGAUGCGGCUCCUUACUUGGAAUCUUUCAUCUUACGCGUAGACCAGGACGGCGUAGGGGAUGAUUCUGUUGUUUCUGUUGGAGAGGACGAAUUAAGGUGGAAGCCAGAGUACAGGCAUCACCAUCUCAAACGGGUGAUGAUCACGGGCUUUUGCUCAACCAAAAGCUUAGUGGAAUUUACGAGGCACAUUCUCCAGCACACUUCUUCACUGGAGUGCCUUACGCUGGACACAACUAUUUUCUGCCGUAGGAGCUUCGAGACCUGGCAUGCGACUGAAAAAUACGCCGCCUCAGGAACUCACAAAUGCUAUCCAAUGUGUACCACAGCUCUCGCUAAGGCUCAGAGAGCUACGGAGGCUGCUAGCAGAUACAUCGCGGGGAGAGUUCCCUCGGCUGUUAAGUACACGAUCCUGAAGCCGUGUAUUCAUUGCCAUAAAUGCUAACCGGUCUCCAAGUAUUAUAUAAAUGUUAUGUACAAUAUAUCAUAAUAUUAUAUAAAUUUACUCCAAGUAUUUACUAGCUCCA